Phyllopteryx taeniolatus (common seadragon) is the source of this 4020-nucleotide messenger RNA. RefSeq names its product solute carrier family 1 member 6 (gene slc1a6). Gene Ontology annotation, biological process: L-glutamate transmembrane transport. NCBI's taxonomy places the organism in Eukaryota, Metazoa, Chordata, Actinopteri, Syngnathiformes, Syngnathidae. The transcript has 13 exons. Gene Ontology annotation, cellular component: plasma membrane. Gene Ontology annotation, molecular function: L-glutamate transmembrane transporter activity; glutamate:sodium symporter activity; neutral L-amino acid transmembrane transporter activity. The coding region runs from base 403 to 2091 and encodes 562 amino acids. The record is from RefSeq and is a predicted model, not a curated record.
CUAAAGAAGGCUGCUGACAUUCCUCCCCGGGGGGGAAUCGUGUCACGGUACGCGACAAAAGUGGCCAUCAUGCACGUUUAAACUAGCGAUCACAUCCACAAGAAAAAGGAUCCUUAUCCUCUCCACCUCCCACGUAGAGUUCCCGGGCGCUGCUCCCCGCCGGAGGCUUCACCAACCAGCGUAGAACGUGAUGGUGGGCUAAUGUGUAGUGUGUGAGCAACACUAGUUCAUUAUCAGUUUGUCGACGCAGAGAGAAGACGUCCAUGUCGCAGAAUGAGAGGAGCUUCUCUCUCUUCAGGUUCUUCAAGGAAGGACAUUGAAGACCUAGAGACCCAUGUCUGCUUGACUUGAACCAAGGUUUCACACGAGACCUGCCUCCUGGACCAGGUUCUGGAGCUGAUUAUGAACGAGAAGCCCCAGUCCACCAGCGCAAAUUGUUUCCUCAACAAGGACACGGAUAAAACCCCCAUCCCUGAACGAGUAGACCUGAAGAGGAGAAUUUGUGCGGCCAUGGAGCGCAGAGCGAGCAUCACAAAGGAGAAAAUAAGCUCCAUAAACAAGCAGAGCAUCAAAGGGUUCCUCAAAAGAAACCUUUUUGUUUUAUUCACCAUUGCUGCUGUGGCUCUGGGCAUCAUCCUGGGCUUCACUCUGCGCUCCCACAAAUUGUCCCUGAGGGAGAUCAAGUAUUUCUCCUUUCCUGGGGAGCUGCUUAUGAGGAUGCUUAAGAUGUUGGUGCUGCCACUCAUCGUCUCCAGCCUGGUUACAGGAAUGUCUUCCUUGGACAGCAAAGCAUCAGGUAAAAUGGGCGCACGCGCUGUGGUCUACUAUAUGGUGACCACCCUGAUCGCCGUCUUCAUCGGCAUCGUCAUCGUGAUCAUCAUCAAGCCCGGUAAAGGUAGCAGGGACAGCCCCAUGGCCCAAAGCAGAAACGUAGAACUGGUCCAGGCUACAGAUGCUUUCCUGGAUCUCAUCAGGAACAUGUUUCCACCCAAUCUUGUCGAAGCCUGUUUCAAGCAGUACAAAACCAUGUACAAGAGGAUUGUGCAAACAAGAAACGUGACUGUGAGCCUGAACCUCACUGACAAUGCGAUCAAUGUGACGGACGCCAACGUGAACCUCAGCAGGGUGCUUCACACCAUCCAGGAGACGUUGGAGGAAACGGUACCCGUGUCGGGCUCCUCUGAUGGCGUCAACGCUCUGGGUUUGGUCUGCUUCUCCAUGUGCUUGGGUCUGGUCAUCGGCAACAUGAAGCAGAAGGGUCAGGCCCUCAGGGACUUCUUUGACUGCCUCAACGAAGCCAUCAUGAGGCUGGUGGCUAUAAUCAUCUGGUAUGCCCCGGUUGGCAUCCUCUUCCUGAUUGCGGGCAAGAUUGUGGAGAUGAAGGAUCUGGCGGAGAUGGGAGGCCAGCUGGCGAUGUACACUGUGUCGGUCAUCGUGGGGCUCCUCAUCCACGGCCUCUGCGUCCUGCCACUGCUCUACUUCCUGGUCACCAGGAAGAACCCAUACAGCUUCAUCGGAGGCCUGCUGCAGGCGCUCAUCACAGCUCUGGGAACCUCCUCCAGCUCUGCUACUUUGCCCAUCACUUUCCGCUGCUUGGAGGAGAAUAAUCGGGUGGACAAAAGGGUGACGCGUUUCGUCCUCCCCGUGGGCGCCACCAUCAACAUGGACGGCACCGCCCUCUAUGAAGCUGUGGCGGCCAUUUUUAUCGCCCAAGUCAACGACAUGGACCUGAACUUUGGGCAGAUUCUCACCAUCAGUAUCACGGCAACCGCUGCCAGCAUAGGAGCCGCAGGCAUCCCUCAGGCUGGCCUAGUUACCAUGGUGAUUGUAUUGACAUCGGUGGGACUGCCUACAGAGGACAUAACACUCAUCAUCGCCGUGGAUUGGUUCCUGGACCGCUUGCGUACCACCACCAACGUGCUGGGUGACUCCCUCGGGGCGGGCAUCUUGGAGCACCUCUCUCGGGGCGAGCUGCAGAGUCAGGACGACGAGGUGCGCAACUCCGUCAUCGAAGAGAACGAAAAGCCAUACCAGUUGAUCUGCCAGGGCAGCGACAUCGUGCACAACCACAACAGCGAGACCACAAUGUGACCACUGAAAGCUACAAUACAUCCGGUAAUGCUUCAAUGUGUGCCGAGUGGAGGUUUUUUUAGAUGGAAAAUUAUGUAGGCCGCAUACGAUUCCAAUUACUCACCAAAUAGCAAUGUGCUAAUCAUCACAGAUGACAAAUAAGCUAUGUGAUGCACUACAAAACUGAAAUAGAAUUAUAAGUAUCUAGCUGGCAGGUGUAGAACCCUCAGAUUUUUGCCGUGAUGUCAGACGCUGUAUGUUUGGGAAUCAUGGCGAGGUAAAAAUAUGCCGUUUGUUUUGGCAUCUCGGUGGCGGGGUGCCCCACUGCCGCAAAAGCAGAGAAAGGACACGGAGAGGUGGCAGGGGCCAAAGUCACACGCAUGAAGCACAAGCACACAAAAUAUUAGUAAGAGGGCGACACUGAAAAGAUAAAAUUAGGUCAUAAAGUUAUAAGAUUGAAGUCACAAUACGAUGAAAAAAGUUGGCAAAUAGAAGUUGUAAUGUCACGAGACAGAAAAUUUUACUAAUUACAAGAAAAAUGUGUCCAAACUGUUGUAGAUGUGCCAAAACAUUAACAAUGGUUUUGUUUAUGAAAUGUAUAAAGUAUUGUAGUGUAACUGGACAAGCCUACUUUUAUGAUUGAAAUAUUACAAUUUUAUUCUCAAAGUAUUUUUUUUUUUAAAUUCUUGCAAAGCUAUGACUUUAUUCUCACAAAGGACUUCAUGCUCGUAGUUGUAAUCACUUUCAGGAUGACCCUAUACAAAACUGAGGAUUUUGAUUCACAUGUAUUUAUACACAUUAAUUUUCCAAAUGAAUCACUGCUGUAAGAGACCAGCCUUCUUCACAUUUCAAGGAAUACAAUCCUGGCCUUCUGUUUUGGGGCAUUUUCUUUUGUGUUUAUUGUGAAAAAUCUGAAUACCUUCACUAUUUCUGCUGCAUAAUUAUUACGUAGUUCUGCAGGCAUUCAUUUUUGUGGAACCUCCAAAGUAGAGCACGAUCCUUUGUGUGAUGCUGGUGAACUUGUUCUAAUUAAAAAAAAAUAAAAAAUUGCCACAUUGGAAAUAAAUUCAAGUGAAUUAACCUGGCUCAAACUGUCACCAUCAUAAUUACAUUUGCAGGCUAUGGUGGAAGUAGCAUUUUAAUUUUGUUAACCACAACAUAAGUACAAAGAAGUUAACCACUGUAUAAUAAAACAAAAAUAAAGUAAAAGUUAUUGAAUGAUGACAAGCAUGCCAAUGGUUUUGUUUACCUUUUGAGACUUAAUACUCAAUUUGCACCUCUUUUAUGAUGUUCCAAUUUGGAGGUUCCACUGUUUGUCGGUAAUCAUCACGACUACCUCUAAGAGAAGCUGGACAUGGAGCUUCAGCAAUGUGACACAAUAAUUGUGCAUGUAUCUCAUUUUCUCAAGUUAAGUUUGCGUACAUGCUGUAAAUGCUCAAAUGUGGAUGCAGUUGACUGUUAAACACUGGACUUUGCUACCUAUUGUUUUAAAUCCUAGUGACUUGCCAAGGUGUAUCUGCUUAUUGACUUCUUGUGAGUCUUAAUAUCUGUGCGCUUCUUAAGACAGUACUGCUGUGAACUAAUUUAAAUACACUCAGUUAAGAUUGUCUGUUAAGUUUUUAAAGAAGGACACUAUUUUAAUGUUCUUUUUAUGAUUUUUUUUCAUGUAUGAUUUGGAUAUCUUAUACUUCGAUGGGGAAAAGAUGUUACAAAGUAAUAUUUGUUAUUGUGAAGAGGUACUCUAGUGUAGGGAAUUGAAUGUGCAGUAGUUUCAUGCUUUUUGUACUGGAUGCUUGACAUGUGAAUGGAAUAAUUAAGAACAGUGAACGCUUUGUAACUCUUAAGGCGAUGUCUUUAGUUUUAAAAUGUUUCUUGUAAUUUAAGUGAAAGUGGUGUUUCCCCAGGAAUUUAUGGCACAAUGUGAUGAAAUAAAUGGUUCAGGAAUUAGUA